AUGUUUGGCUAUUCGUGAGAGUUGUUUGCCAUCCGAUAUCCCGUACGUGCCCAUUCUGAUCGAGGAUAUACCUCGGUACACAUCCUUGCCUGAUUACAAGAAAAAUUGUAUAAAGAACAUACAAACGAUCGGCGAGAUUUUACCCGGCGCAGCACGAGUUGUCUACUUGCGAAGCAUUUUGUCGGAUUACGAAGUGAAGGUUACUCUCAGUUUGGAGGGACUUCCUGUAGACGCUGUUUACUUCAAAGAUAGCAAAGGAAGACAUCUAUUUAUAUGGGAGAAGUCUUGUAUUUUUAAAGUUUUUGGAACGUUGGAACUUAGAGAAAAUGAAGUUGUACUAAUUGCUCAUAAGCUGCUGGAAGUUCAAGAUGCACAUUGUAGUUUAAAUAUAUUGUCGUUGUUAUCUGAAGCUGUUCGUCCCAUGUAUUACCAAUACAAAGAAUUGAAAUAGAAUAAAACUUUCAUCUUGUAUUUUGACAUUGAAUGUUAAGAGUUAGCUUUAUCACUUUAAUAAGAGCAUUAUCUGGUCGAAACAUGAGUAUAUUCACGCAAUGCUUGAACCCUCUCACUGGGGUUGCCUCAUGGGAGGAGAAAGAUCAGUAUUAUGAUUAUCAUCAAGAAGUAGCUAGAUCUGCUUUUGCUGACAUGCUGCAUGACCAUGAACGAAAUAAAAAAUAUUAUAUUGCUCUCAAAACUGCUAUUGAGAAAAAACAUCGCGCUGGUGAAGAAGCUAAUGUUCUUGACAUAGGCACUGGAACAGGUUUAUUGUCAAUGAUGGCUGCCAAAUGUGGAGCAGAUACUAUAACCGCAUGUGAGGCAUUUAAACCAAUGGCCAAUUGUGCCGCAGAAAUAAUAAGGGAAAAUGGCUUUGAAGAUAAAAUUAAGUUGAUUUGUAAGCGUUCUACGAAGAUGACAAUUGGUAAAGAUGGCGAUAUGCCAAAACGUGCAAAUAUUCUAGUCACUGAAGUAUUUGACACAGAGUUGAUUGGUGAAGGAGCAUUAUCAACGUUCCGCCAUGCUCAUGAGGUUCUUCUUGAGGAGAAUAGCAUAGUCGUGCCACAUAAAGGAACAGUAUGGGCGCAAGUAGUUGAAAGCUCGAAAGUCUGUGCUUGGAAUCGAGUGAAGCCUAUUAAGAAUGGAGAAACAUUGGUUGACGCUCCAUCAACUAUUCAAGCAUGUUCUGGUGCUGCUGCUAUACACGACAUGCAACUCUCGCGACUCCCUCGCGAUACUUUUGUGCCUUUAUUGCCGGCGCAGCCUAUUUUUAGAUUUGACUGGUCUGGCAAUAAACCCUUACUGAACAAUGAAAAAGUGUCAUUAUGUACACAACCGAUAACAAGUGGAACUGCGCAUGCAAUUUUUAUGUGGUGGGAUUUAAACAUGGACACAGAUGAUCAGGUAUUGCUGAGUUGUGCACCUGUAUGGGAACAUCCAGAUGUACCUGAUAAAAUGAAGAAAGAUUUCUCAUGCUUACAAAAAAUGGCAGAUUCAAUCCCUUGGAGGGAUCACUGGAUGCAAGCUGUUUAUUAUCUUCCAGAAGAAAUACCUAUCACACGAGGUGUUGAGGUCAAUUUAAUUGGUUAUCAUGAUGAAUAUUCUUUCUGGUUCAAAUUAUUGAAUGGACCUAUAAAUGAAAUUCCUGAUUGUCAGAGGCCUGAGUGCAAUUGCUGGGCGCAUAUUGCGUAUUCGCGGACACGUAUUGGUCAAUUAAACGAUGCAGUUCGUAAUCAGAGGUAUCUACGGGCUUUGCGAAAGAAAAUCACUCCAAAUAGUGUUUGUCUCUGCAUGUCAGAUGGUUGUUUACUGGCCCUCGCGGUUGCAAGAUUGGGCGCUAAAGUAUUUUUAUUGGAGCAAAAUUUUCUAUCGCGUAGAACCAUGGAGAUGUUUGUGCAGGCAAAUGAGCUUUCCGAUCGAGUAAAGAUUAUCGAAUCGAUCGAUGGUUUACCGGAGGCAAGCGAGAUCGAUUUCAUUUUUGGCGAACCGUAUUUUCUGAGUUCCAUCGUGCCUUGGGAGAAUCUUCGAUUUUGGUAUCUUGCCUCCAGAUAUCCAUCGAGUAUCAUGAGGAUGCCGAUUACGGCGACAAUCAGGGCAGUCGCUGUCGAGUUCAAGGAUCUGCAGAAGAUAAGAGCUCCCCUUGGUAUAUGCGAGGGUUUUGAUCUGUCUUCUUUUGACAGACUUGUUCAAAUGUCUAGUGAAAACAGCGACAAUCCCGUAGAAGCGCAGCCGCUCUGGGAAUAUCCUUGCAAGGCAUUAACCUCAUGUUUUAAUAUCAUUAAGCUAGAUCUUACACGGAAUGUUAAUUUUGAUGAACGUAAAAAAAUAACGGGAGAGAUUCCUAUUUUACACAAUGGUUCCUGCAAUGGCGUUGCUAUAUGGGUGGAUUGGCAAUUGGAUUCAGAUAUAUCAGUGUCUUCUGGUCCAAUUGAAGAAAUAGUACCUGGUGAGCGAGUAUCUUGGGAUCCGUAUACAAGACAAGGCGUGCAUCUAUUUCGUAGAAUAUUCAAUGUUAUGAAAAAAAAUACACUUUCAUGGUCGUUCUCUUUUGUUCCACAAAAUGGUGAAGUAGAAUUCGAAUUCAGUAUAUCGACAAAUGCUUAAUUGCGUUAAUAAAUGUUUGUUUGAUGCUGUUUAUUUUGAAAA
Pogonomyrmex barbatus (red harvester ant) is the source of this 2640-nucleotide messenger RNA. RefSeq names its product arginine methyltransferase 7 (gene Art7). NCBI's taxonomy places the organism in Eukaryota, Metazoa, Arthropoda, Insecta, Hymenoptera, Formicidae. Gene Ontology annotation, biological process: chromatin remodeling; peptidyl-arginine methylation, to asymmetrical-dimethyl arginine. Gene Ontology annotation, molecular function: histone methyltransferase activity; protein-arginine N-methyltransferase activity. The record is from RefSeq and is a predicted model, not a curated record.